Messenger RNA from Paramecium tetraurelia, 1056 nucleotides. RefSeq lists its product as uncharacterized. The record is from RefSeq and is a predicted model, not a curated record. The transcript is spliced from 5 exons. Gene Ontology annotation, biological process: proteolysis. Gene Ontology annotation, molecular function: serine-type D-Ala-D-Ala carboxypeptidase activity. Lineage: Eukaryota; Ciliophora; Oligohymenophorea; Peniculida; Parameciidae.
AUGUUCAAACCACCACUACCAAACCAAAGAAUGUCAAGUAAAGCUUUAGAGUAGCCGUUGAUUCAGAUUCGAAGCAUAGGAUCAAGCCAAGGUAAUCGUCCCAAUAGAACCUCCAGUGGUUCUAAUUAUAGACCAGGAUCAAGUUCGAGAUCUUAAAGUUGUUCUAAAAUAGAUCUGCACUCUAAAUAUGGUGUACCAUUGGUGACAGCUCAAAACUUUAUUGUAAUGAAUGGUAUUGAUGGAUAACAUUUGACAAACUUUAAUUCAAAAAAGAGAGUAUAAGUUGCCUCACUUACUAAGUUGAUGACAUGCUACGUAGCGAUCUAAUUAAUUAGAGAUCUCAAGCUCAAUCUUUAUUAGAUUGUGUACGUUAGUUAUGAUGUAUAUAUUUUAACAUUUAAGGCUGUUUAAAUCUCAGGAACUUCAGCAUUUUUACAUCCCUAUGAUAGAAUUACCCUAUAUGAUUUACUACAUGGCUUAAUGUUGCCUUCUGGGAAUGAUGCUGCAAAUGUAAUCGCAGAAAACCUCUCGUAAUGUGUUAAAGAUCCUGUUUCCAACAUCGCCUUACAUUACAGGAUUCAACCGUUUAUUUCACUUAUGAAUUAAUACGCACUUCAACUCGAAAUGAAUGAUACUUAAUUCUACAAUCCGCAUGGAUUAUCAAAUGAUCAAUCGUAUUCAUGUGCUGAAGAUUUGGCAAUCCUAUGCAAAUAAAUUAUCAAUGACCCAAUGUUAAUGGAAAUAGUGAAUAAAAAAGAGCAUUAAGCAACUAAUAAACUUAUAAAUUUGACUUGGAAGAAUACUAACAGGAUGUUGGAGUACGAAGGCUAUUGUGGAUUUAAGACAGGAUUUACCAAUAAGGCUGGGCCAUGUCUUGCUACUUUAUUUAAAAACGACUAAAUUUGCCUUAUUAUAAUUAUUUUGAAUUGUCUAUCUAAGGAAGUUCGGUGGGAUGAUACAAUUAAGCUGUCAAAUUGGGCUCAAAGAAAGCUAGAUGUAGAUUGAUUUAUUAAUUAAAUUUCAUAUUCAUUCAUAUAGAUUCGGUUAUAUAUAAAA